Nelumbo nucifera (sacred lotus) is the source of this 2120-nucleotide messenger RNA. Its product is annotated as gibberellin receptor GID1C-like. The record is from RefSeq and is a predicted model, not a curated record. Lineage: Eukaryota; Viridiplantae; Streptophyta; Magnoliopsida; Proteales; Nelumbonaceae. Gene Ontology annotation, biological process: positive regulation of gibberellic acid mediated signaling pathway; floral organ morphogenesis; raffinose family oligosaccharide biosynthetic process. Gene Ontology annotation, molecular function: gibberellin binding; hydrolase activity. Gene Ontology annotation, cellular component: cytoplasm; nucleus.
GGGCCCAUAAAACAGUUUAUUUCGGCCGCCCGCUUUGUCGUCUCCCUCGUCUCCGUCCACCCCCGUCGUUCCUUAGCGUUUGACUCCACGCCUUAGCUCUCGACUCGCGUGCGCCGCUCCUCUUAUCCUUCGCACUCCUCUCCCCUCUACCCCCUUCGGUCUCUCCUCUCUCUUCCCUGUUAUUUCUUUGAUCUUCUAUGCUCACGUGUACUGAGAGACUCCAUUGUUUUUAUUUGCUGAGUUUUCUCUUCUUCUUCGGGGCUUAAACAAGGCGGCAAAAAAGAGAAGCUUGCGGGAUUAGGGUUUGGAUUUUGUUGCUCCGAAGCGUGAUGGUUAGUAAAGGUGGAAACUUUGAGACCGUCUCUGGUUGUUCCUAGGGUUCUUCGUUGUGUUGAUUCUUUGACUUCUUUGUGUGAUGGCUGGAGGUAACGAAAUUAACCUCAAUGAGGCCAAGAUGGUGGUUCCGCUCAAUACAUGGAUUCUUAUUUCCAAUUUCAAGGUGGCCUACAACCUCCUCCGCCGUCCGGACGGUACGUUCAACCGCCACCUGGCGGAGUUCCUCGACCGGAAAGUCCCCGCCAACACAACCCCGGUGGACGGGGUGUUCUCCUUCGAUGUCAUCGUGGACCGGGCGACCAGCCUCCUUAGCAGGAUAUACCGGCCAGCCCCAGCAGACGAAGCUCAGCCAGGCGGCAUCAUGGAGCUGGAAAGGCCACUGAGCACGGAAGUGGUUCCGGUCAUAAUUUUCUUCCACGGAGGCAGCUUUGCACACUCUUCUUCGAACAGUGCCAUCUACGAUACACUCUGUCGUCGCCUUGUGAACAUGUGCAACGCUGUUGUGGUGUCUGUGAAUUAUCGUCGUGCACCAGAAAACCGGUAUCCAUGCGCCUACGAGGAUGGGUGGGCAGCUCUCAAAUGGGUUAACUCCAGGCAGUGGCUUCAGAGCGGGAAGGACUCCAAAGUCCACAUUUACUUAGCAGGAGAUAGUUCUGGAGGUAACAUUGUCCACCAUGUUGCUCUCAAGGCAGUGGAAUCAGACAUCCAAGUAAAGGGAAAUAUACUACUGAAUGCCAUGUUCGGCGGGAAAGAAAGGACGGAGUCGGAGAAGAGAUUGGACGGGAAGUACUUUGUGACCAUUCAGGACAGGGACUGGUAUUGGAGAGCUUUUCUUCCAGAAGGAACUGAUAGAGACCACCCAGCAUGUAACCCAUUUGGUCCCAGUGGCAAAAGCCUCAAGGGAGUCAAGUUCCCGAAGAGCCUGGUUGUGGUGGCAGGUCUCGACCUUGUGCAGGAUUGGCAGUUGGCCUAUGUGGAAGGUCUGAAGAAGGCUGGUCAGGACGUGAAGCUCAUAUAUCUGGAGCAGGCCACCAUCGGCUUCUACUUGUUGCCCAAUAACAACCACUUCUAUACAGUCAUGGAAGAGAUUAAGCACUUCGUGAAUUCUAACUGUUAAUACACUUACUUUACCUAUAGACAGGACAGACAGGCUUGACAUUUUCAUGCGGGGUUAUUUUUAGUUUUCCCUUCUGGCUUUUAUUUUUUUUGUGGGGGUGAUGGUGUGCAGCUUAUGAGAUUGUGUAGUAAUACCGCUUACUGUGAUGAUCAGUUGCAGAGUUGCAGUGGCAACGCCAACGCAAUGAGGUCUCUCUUCCUCUGUCUGAGACAGGUUGGUUGUUCAUAGUUGAUAGAGAGAAAUGGGUUUUGGUAGUGAUUCAAGCACUGAACUACGUGUGACUUUGUUCUAUGAAGCUAUAUAGUAAUUACUCAGGGCAGGAGCCGCCUGAUGAUGACUACUACUGGGUUUGGAAGAUCCACCAAGUUUAAAGCUUACCCCUUCUAACAUUCUGUUGUGACCACGAAGAAGGGGGCGACAGGAGUGUGGGGGUAAUGUUUGGUGGUCACUUUACUGCUAAUGAAUGUUGUUUAUAUAAAGGGUUGGUUUCAUCAAGUGAGGGAAAACCAAAAAAAAAAAUACUUUUGGAAAAACGUCCAUGGUAUGGACUUGUAUGUAUACUUUUGUGUUCUACUAGCAUUAUGGAAAAAAUGCUGUUUGCUUACUUGUAGGUCGUCUCCUGUUUGCUUUGCAAUGGGUACUUGCAUAGUUUUAAUUGUCUUUUCCA